Messenger RNA from Tripterygium wilfordii, 1054 nucleotides. Its product is annotated as ARGOS-like protein. The coding region runs from base 487 to 933 and encodes 148 amino acids. NCBI's taxonomy places the organism in Eukaryota, Viridiplantae, Streptophyta, Magnoliopsida, Celastrales, Celastraceae. The transcript is spliced from 2 exons. The record is from RefSeq and is a predicted model, not a curated record. Gene Ontology annotation, biological process: positive regulation of organ growth.
ACAUACAAUGCAACAACCCAAAACCCAUCAAAGUUCAUCUCACUUCCUUGUCAUUCAUCUCCUCCUAUUCCUUCCUUUUAUCUCCCUUCAUUCCUUCCAACCUCCUCUGCAUUGAAAUAAAGGACUGAAUUUGCUGUUUGCCUGAUCUGAAAUUCAAUACCAUUGUUGCAUUUUUCACCUCUACCAGCAGCCAGAGCCAGCUGAGGCAUCAAAGUUGGGUUUUUGGCAGGGAAGUUUCACCAUAAGGAUAUUGGAGGCCAGUUAUCCAGAUAGUUACAUUGCUUGAAUCUGCUUUACAUUCUAGGAAUGGAGAUCCAAGAAGAAUAGCUUCAAUCUGAAACCAGUAAAUUACUUUCUGGGUUGGAGAAGAGAAGUCUGAUUUUCCAGGAUUUUGCAAGAAAUUAUCAAUUCACACUGAAUCUCUUUGACAUUUCUGGAAUUGGCAUAUGGGUUUUGCUAAUCUUGACAGAAUUGUGAACAUUGUAAAUGCGUAUUGAAGUGCCUGGAUCAGAUUCAAGACUUCCAAGAGGAAUCAUAAAUCUCCAAGAACAUUGUUCAAGCAGCGGCAUUAUGGAUGUGAGAUCAAGGAAUGUUUCCAUGGCAACAAAUACUAAGAAGAAUAGUAGUACUAAUCAUCACCACCAUCACCAUUAUCAUCCUCAUGUGAUCGGAGAGAAGAAGUUUGAAUUGCAUCGAACCUUAUCGUCGCAAGGGAGUGGGAAGAGAUUGAUCCCGGCAAGCUAUUUCAGCUUGGAGUCAUUGGUUUUGCUAAUAUGUUUAACAGCUUCAUUGUUGAUCCUUCCAUUGAUUCUUCCACCUUUGCCUCCUCCACCUCUCAUGUUGCUUCUGGUUCCUAUAGGGAUACUUGUGGUGCUCAUGAUCCUGGCUUUCAUGCCUUCUAAUGUUAGGGAUAUUACUUAUGCAUAUGUGUAAAUGGUGUUUUAGAUUUACUCAUGCACCUUCUUCUUCUUCUUCUUUCAUACCAUAUUUUGUAAUUUUGUUUGUUGAUUAACUUUACUUAAUGGAAUUAUUAGUCAAUUGAGAUUUUAAGGUU